Messenger RNA from Branchiostoma belcheri (Belcher's lancelet), 2297 nucleotides. RefSeq names its product fibrocystin-L-like. Lineage: Eukaryota; Metazoa; Chordata; Leptocardii; Amphioxiformes; Branchiostomatidae. The coding region runs from base 198 to 2297 and encodes 699 amino acids. The record is from RefSeq and is a predicted model, not a curated record. The transcript has 21 exons.
CAUCAGGCGUGUACACCCCCCAGGUGACACUGUGUGCCAGUGCAGACGACUGCCAGGACAUCCCAUGUCUGGGGGAGGACGAGGGGGAUUGUACGUUUGAGACGAAAGCCCAGAAGACACCUUACAUCAAGUCCGUCACUCCUACUACGGGGUAUCCAGGAACCUUGCUGACCGUGUACGGUAAAAUCAUCACGGAAAUGUUCGGCAGUGAGACGGGCGCGACCCUCAACGGCCGGACGGAAACCAUCAAACGCUGCUACCUGGAUGGUGCUGGACAGACGUGUGAACUGAGAGACGCCAACGGUGACAUGUACGGAAUCGAGAUGGACGAUGAGGGUGAAAGUAUAUGGGGAACAUUCAAGGCGAUGCCUCGGGGCAAGUUCGUCGGUCAUCAGAACAUCAGUAUCAUCGUUAGUGACACUUACGGAAGGUCCGCUGGAACUCCGGAAGCGAAACGUGUUAGCGCCAAUAUGAAGAUGUACAACUUCCAGACCUAUGCAAAGGUGAGUUCUGUGAGUCCCAGUGUCGGCAGUACGGAGGGGAGAUCCACUAUUACCAUCAGUGGGGACUGGUUCGACUCGACCUCACAGCUAGCAACAGUCACUGUAGGAGGUGAGGAAUGUAUGAGACAGGGAGACAUAACAGACAACGAGAUAGUAUGCCUGACGCCGAAGAAACCAACUCACCAAGCAGCCUCCUAUGCAGGAAACCGCGGUGUGUACCGGGAGGUUUGGGAGUACCCGGAUGUAGAGUCCAUGCCUGCCCUGACCGACCUGCCGGUCACUGACCCUACGGAGGCUCCUGACUGGACAGACAGCUUCAGCUGGACCAACCGUUCUGAGAGCUAUAUCUCACGCAUGAGGGGUUUCUUCAUCCCGCCCAACGACAACGACUACCAGUUUGUCCUGUAUGACUGCAAAACGCCCUCUGACGAUUUCAUCUUGUACUUCAGUCCGAAUGGAGAUGAAGAUGAUUCGCCGGUCGUGCUAAGUUGUCCGGAGUCCGGUCGCCGCUGGUCAGAGAGGUACUCACUGACCGGAGGAAAAAGCUACUACAUGGAGGUCCGCUACAGACACGAGUGGUCCAACGACACUCAGCAGGAGAGGGGCGUGGCCGUGAAGAUGUUCAACACGGACUACGUGGGAGGGCAGAACUACCACGCACAGAGCGAGAAACAAGAGAUCAAAAUCACCUCAACCGUCAAUCGUGAGAAACAGCGUCUCAGCCUUGGCAGUGAUGUUGAAGACUUCACCCUUGAAUAUGGCGGGGUUCAGUCAGAAACUAUCCAAGCCGGCGCCUCCCAAAACCAGGUGAAGAGAAAGGUUGACAACAUGUUCCAGACGUUGUGUCCUGACGAAGUGGCCAAUCCCAACCAGGCUAUCAGGCAGUUUGUCGAAGACUACGAGGGCGAACCUCGGCGACCUGAAACAGGCACUAGGGUAGAAGCUGAUGAGGCCGAGCCCUUCUGUGGCAGAAAGUCUCUGAAGAAUCCGUCCCGUCUGUACCGAAGCAACCGUGACCACCACCUCCGCGGCAUCGACCCUAACAUGAACAAAGUGAUGUGCUUUGCCUAUAAGGGUUACAUGGCUUCAAGAAUCGGCUUCCGUUUCCAGUUUGACGGUGACGAAGAACAAGAAGAGGAGACUGCAUGGUUCGGGCCAGAAAACGACACUAGUCUGGACUUCGCUGCCAAUAGAGAAUGGCAGUACACCUGCAUCAACCUCCAAACACUGUUCUCCAACCUACGACCGCUAGCAUCCAACGUCAGAAUCCAGGACAUCCAGGUGGAACCGAAAGACACUGACGAGGAGACGGCUGACUACUUCAUCGAUAACUUCUUCAUUGGGAAAGUGGAGCCCAUGGCACCAGCAAAUGUAGCCAUUAACCGCCGCCUGCCAGCUCAGCUAGGCGGCAAUCUGGUAAAAGAAGUGGAAGUGAGCAGGGCCGACGGCGGAUAUGACAUCACGUUCAUCCCGUACAACUGUGGACACAGCUUCCCUCUCAUGAAUGCGCAGGUGACUUGUACUGGAGAUUGUGAUGUGAACGUUGAACAACUGCAAACGGCGAGUCUUCCCGUACAGGGCAGCUUUGACGUUACUUUCAAUGGUAGAGUUGCCGCAGUUCCUGCAAAUGCCACAGACGAGGACCUCGUAGACAUCUUGAAGCUCGAACUCGGCGUUGACGCAAAGGUCGAACGCGAGGGGGAAUGUUCCGGGUACAAGUGGAAAAUCGAAUGGCUGCUCGAUGGAGGUGACAAAGCUGAUCUUCAGGUCUGUAGUUUUAGUAGUUUUAACUAA